Molecule: messenger RNA, 1191 nt
Organism: Zea mays
Lineage: Eukaryota; Viridiplantae; Streptophyta; Magnoliopsida; Poales; Poaceae
Product: protein unc-45 homolog A
Exons: 3
Coding region: 246-1022 (258 amino acids)
Molecular function (GO): protein binding
Source: RefSeq, a predicted model, not a curated record
UGGAGGCUGGAGCCGUGUUCCUCGCGCGGUCUCGGGCAGCAAAACCCAACAACCCGCAACCGUGCACGAGGCAUCCAUGUACCCGGACCGGACCCCCUCAAUUCAAAUCCCCCCUCCGUCAUCAUCUCGUCUCGUCAUACUCCUCGCCCCCCACCUCCACCCCCUCGUGAUUAUCUCCCCGGAUUCCAAAUCCCAUCUCCGAUUCACUCGGCCCCAGAGCCGCCGCCGGGUUCUUCGCGCGGACGAUGGCGGGGGCUGCCGAGGGCGCCGGCGCGGAGGCGGUGGAGAGGGCGCACGGGCUCUACCGCGGCGGCCGCCACCGGGAGGCGCUGGAGCUCUACUCCGCCGCGCUGGCUGCGGCGCGGGGCCCCGCGCAGCGCAUCGCGCUCCACAGCAACCGCGCCGCCUGCUACCUAAAGCUCCACGACUUCCACAAGGCAGCACAAGAGUGUACAUCUGUCCUCGAGUUGGAUACGGAGCAUGCUGGAGCUCUGAUGUUACGUGCCCAGACUCUCGUCACUCUGAAGGAUUAUCAGUCAGCUCUGUUUGAUGUCAACAGGCUCGUUGAGAUAAACCCGUCGUCUGAAGUGUAUCGGAACCUGCAGGCACGAUUGAAGACACAGCUAUCACUGGCCCCAAUUCCUGAGUGCGAAGAGGAGUCCCUUUGUCGUGAAGAGGAAGACGAAGAACUUCCUCCACGAGUUCAGAAGACCGACACUUCUUCUAUCGCUAAGCCUGACCAACCAGCAACCAAACUGGUCCUCGAGAACAAACCUUCAGCUGGACCAAUUCUCCACAGAAAACCUGCAACUGAACCUCUAAAGGCUGUGGUUCCGUCCACUUCGCCUUCAAAACCCCAGGGUUGGGAAGCCAUCCCAAAACCGAAGAGUCAUUCAGGCCUUGACUACUCAAAAUGGGACAAAAUUGAAGAGGAUUCAAGUGAAGACGAGGACGAUGAGGAAGAUGAGCUGCCACAGUACAAGUUUAAAGUCAGAAGUGUUGGUGUGCGGUCUGUAAAGUGAACAGGGUUAGCAAUAGAUUCAGAGUGUGGUCUGUGUACAGUCUAAUAGAUGCCCACUGACUAGGGUGCCACUUAUUCCUCUUUAUUAGUUGAGUUAUUUGGAAUGAACAACUAUAUAUUGGUUGAUAUUUGCUUGAAUCAGAGAUAAGAGGAUCUCCAAGAGUCUCCCU